This is a messenger RNA of Rubroshorea leprosula, 2159 nucleotides long. The record is from the annotation of a GenBank genome assembly. NCBI's taxonomy places the organism in Eukaryota, Viridiplantae, Streptophyta, Magnoliopsida, Malvales, Dipterocarpaceae.
AAUGCUCAGAUUCUUCACUCAAUUUUGAAAAUCAACCUUUGAGAGACAAACCCAAAUCGGAAAUCAGUCAUGAAGAGAGACCACCACCACCUCAAUCCUAACCCGGAUACAACCACCUCCGGGAAAGUCAAGUUGGAGGAGCAAGAUGGUGGGAUGGAUGAGCUGUUGGCUGUUCUUGGGUACAAGGUCAGGACUUCCGAUAUGGCCCAAGUCGCGCAGAAGCUGGAACAGUUGGAGGAAGUCAUGGGUAAUGUUCAGGUUGAUGGGAUGUCGCAUCUUGCUUCCGACACUGUUCAUUAUAACCCGUCGGAUCUGUCUACGUGGGUUGAGAGUAUGUUGUCGGAGUUCAAUCCUCCGACGAGUUUUGAUUCGGUUUUGGCGGCACCACCGCCGCCGCUGUCGUCAGGGAUGGGUAGUUCUUUUUCAACGCUUACAUCUGUAGAUUUCAACGACAAUCAGAAACAGCAGCUGAAUACUCCAUUCUUUGACGAAUCUUCGUAUCCGGAUUACGAACUGAAAGCAAUUCCCGGUAAGGCAGUGUAUUCAAAUACCCAGACUCUUGAUUCAUCGUCUUCCUCGAAUCAUAACGAAAGUAGCAGUAACAAGCGUUUGAAACCCAGUUCUGGAUCCAACUCAGAGACUUACCCCACCACCUCCAUGGCACCUUUCGGGAUUCCCCCUGACCCAACUCGUCCUGUAGUCCUGGUUGACUCACAAGAAAACGGGAUCCGACUCGUCCACGCUCUGUUGGCCUGUGCGGAAGCCGUGCAAGAAAACAACCUCACCCUAGCGCGAGCCCUCGUAAAUCAAAUCAGCUACCUCGCGAUUUCUCAAGCCGGAGCUAUGGGUAAGGUAGCAACACACUUCGCGAGGGCCUUGGCUUCGAGAAUUUACGGAUGUUGCCCAGAAUACCCACUGGACCAUUCUCUCUCAGAUUUUCUCCAGAUGCACUUCUACGAGACAUGCCCCUAUCUCAAAUUCGCUCACUUCACAGCCAAUCAAGCAAUUCUCGAAGCUUUUGAAGGUAAGAAGCGUGUGCACGUAAUUGAUUUCUCUAUGAACCAAGGAAUGCAAUGGCCGGCGUUGAUGCAAGCUCUAGCGUUAAGGCCUGGUGGCCCACCCACUUUUCGGUUGACCGGGAUCGGCCCUCCGGCUCCAGACAACUCGGACCAGUUGCAGGAAGUCGGGUGGAAGUUGGCUCAGUUGGCGAAGACGAUCCACGUCGAGUUUGAGUAUAGCGGUUUGGCGAGAAGUUUGGCCGAUUUGGACGCGUCAAUGCUUAACUUAAGACCUAGUGAGGUUGAGUCGGUGGCCGUGAACUCAGUUUUUGAGCUGCAUAAAUUGUUAGCUCGUCCCGGCGCCAUUGAAAAGGCUUUGUCGGUGGUGAAGCAGAUGAACCCGGAAAUCGUCACCGUCGUCGAGCAAGAGGCGAAUCACAACGGGCCACUCUUCUUGGACCGGUUCACCGAGUCCUUACAUUAUUACUCUACUCUUUUCGACUCGCUGGAGGGAUCGGUGAAUGGGCAGGACAAACUAAUGUCGGAGAUGUAUUUGGGUAAGCAGAUUUACAAUGUGGUGGCGUGCGAGGGAGUCGACCGAGUCGAGCGCCAUGAAACGCUGACUCACUGGCGAACUCGGUUGGGAUCUUCUGGGUUCGUGCCGGCUCAUCUUGGGUCAAACGCGUUCAAACAAGCCAGCACGCUGCUGGCCCUGUUCGCCGGCGGAGAUGGGUACAGGGUAGAGGAAAACAACGGGUGCCUAAUGCUGGGUUGGCACACUCGGCCGCUCAUCGCUACCUCGGCCUGGAAACUCGCUAACAAAACUGUGAUGACUCACUGAGUUAACACACUGAGUUUUUGAACCUCACCAAGAGCUCUUAUUUGGGUUGCUGUCACAAAAUGCUUUUCUGAGCUGGGUUCCUUGUUGAUUGAAAGUGAAAAUUAAUGUUGAAACCCACCACUCCUUUGUAUCUCCUUUUCUUUCCCCUUUUAAUUUUAAGUUUUCAUUUUAGUCCUUCUUUUCCUAAUUUUUUAGGUAAUGAAUAUUUUUUUUUUCUCUUUUUAUUGGGGAUCUCUUAUAUUUUUCCUGGGUGGAUCAGAAAGGCUCAGUGUAUUUAUUUAUAUAGCUUUUGGUGCCAAUAAUAAAAAGAAAGAUUGAAC